Messenger RNA from Malaya genurostris, 1943 nucleotides. RefSeq names its product trypsin-like. The record is from RefSeq and is a predicted model, not a curated record. Gene Ontology annotation, molecular function: serine-type endopeptidase activity. The transcript is spliced from 5 exons. Bases 440 to 1312 code for a protein of 290 amino acids. NCBI's taxonomy places the organism in Eukaryota, Metazoa, Arthropoda, Insecta, Diptera, Culicidae. Gene Ontology annotation, biological process: proteolysis.
CUGUCAACAAUAAACAGUGAAGAUAACUAGCAAGAUAAGAACCCGUUAAACAGUAACCCGGUCUGCUGCGAUGCACAACGCGGUUCGAUCAACUGUCACCGGCUGACCCCAAGCUCACCCGGGUGGAAAGUUUUUGCUCUUAUUGAAACUUUCAUGAGUGCGCUGCUGCACCGGCUGCUGAAGUGGCAUAACCGUAGCAGUAAAGGUACUUUCUCCGAAUCGAUUUACCUUUCAUUAUACCACGAUGGUACUAUUCCCAGUUUAUGAGCCAAUUUGGCUCCAGUUGCAGUCCAGCAUCUUUGCCGGUCAGCUAGAGUAGAGGGACGAUUCGGUGUGUAUGUGUGAGUGUGUGUGGUUUGAUAUUAAAAGUUAGUCAAGUUAAUUCCAACAGAGCUACUAGAAACUGAAGUAUACCGUACAACCGCUUCCAGCCUUGGUAAUGGAUUUGAAAGUUAUAUUGAGCUUAGUACUUAGUUGUUGGGGCCAGCUAAUGGCACUAACUCUAGAGUCGGAUACUUCUGUGGUAAGCAAAAGUAUGCCCAGGAUUACUUGUUCCGACUGUGUUUGUGGCGGCUUAGGUUCGACUAACUCCCGCAUAGUGGGAGGUAAUUACAGCGAAAUUGGAGCUUAUCCAUGGGUGGCAUCGGUUUUCUACAAAGGACUGUUUACAUGCGGUGGCAGUUUAAUAAACGAUCGGUACAUUUUGACGGCCGCUCAUUGCGUGGUGCGUGCGAAGCCCAGCGAUUUUGAAGUUUUUCUUCGAAGGCCCAGUAUCGUGAGUACUAAUUCAGAGAUGAUACAACGAAACGUUGCCACAAUAAAGUUGAACCGCUAUCAAGGACUCAGAAACAAUAACGACGUAGCACUUCUAGGCUUGCGAGAGCCAGUUACGAUUGGUCCUGAUUUGAUGCCGAUAUGUUUACCGGAAGGAACGAGUAGCUAUCAGGGAGAGAUGGCUACAAUAAUUGGUUGGGGAACAACAGCCAAUGGCAGUUUGUCGGAUAUGUUGCAGCAACUCACGGUUCCCGUUCUUUCGAAUCAGGAAUGUAAACGGACCGGUUAUUUUCGAUUCCAGAUCACCAGCCGGAUGCUGUGCGCCGGAUUCCUGGAAGGUGGUCGAGAUUCGUGUCAGGGCGACAGUGGCGGUCCGCUUCAGCUGAUGAGUUCCUCAACGGGAAGGUACGAGAUCAUCGGUGUCGUGUCGUGGGGAAACGAGUGUGCCCAGCGCAAUUAUCCCGGCGUGUACGCCCGGGUUACCAAGUUCGUCAGCUGGGCUAAGUUCAACGGCAGAGACGCCUGCUGGUGCCGGUGAGAGCUGCCAGUGAUUACUUUGCUACGCAAACAUACAUUCUCGUGCCGGGGGCGACCCAAAAGGUCACAAUUACAUCAAAGUGUCCCUGCGUUUCUUUCGGUAUUGUUGUGAACUUUUGAAACACGAAGAUAGAUGAGAAUAAUAUGCAAAAAUGUGAAGAAAUGAUAUACAAUUGUGUUGUCAGUGUAGAUAAACUUUUGGCACGCCCCGUUAAGCUCCGAAUGAGAUAGCGAAUUAUUGUCCUGGUGCUUCAUCCUGUUCCGGAACCUGAACAGUUUCUCAAUCUGAUCCUGAAUCUCAUAGUUAGUCGUGACGGGUAAAAACGUAAGCAAAACUAUUCCAUUCAUAAGAAUUUCGUUGAAAGAAAUAUAUCAAAUUCGCAUGAAGGAUCAGUGCUCUGGAAAAAAGCACAUAGUUUUUCUUAGUCUGUUAUCACCAGCAGAAAAAAACUAAGUUGAAACAUUUUCAUUUUCUUUUAUACCGUGACAAAAUGAAUACCCCCCAAUCAAUGAGUAGCAUCCUCCGGGGUCUUCUGUCACGCGAGGGAAAGUUUCUUACACUGGGACAAUUUAUAUCACAAUCACAAGACAUUUUUUCUUGCGUCAGCCAACAUCUGGAUGUGAAACGCCAC